Molecule: messenger RNA, 3180 nt
Organism: Oncorhynchus gorbuscha (pink salmon)
Lineage: Eukaryota; Metazoa; Chordata; Actinopteri; Salmoniformes; Salmonidae
Product: cholecystokinin receptor type A-like
Biological process (GO): phospholipase C-activating G protein-coupled receptor signaling pathway
Cellular component (GO): plasma membrane
Molecular function (GO): gastrin receptor activity; cholecystokinin receptor activity
Source: RefSeq, a predicted model, not a curated record
CUCGAGAGGCGGGCUCUCUUAGACCGGAGUUCUCUAUCCACCCAUCCAUACUGUUAUAUUUCUCAUAUCCAACAUUGAAGUGCUGGAGCACAACAAAAUGUGCAUGCAGCAGACGCUUGAAGUCAAUAAUUUUUGCUCACUGACUGAUACCCGUCAAUUUCGUUAAACGCUGGAUAAUAAUUUUGCAUCAAACAAAUGGGGUCAUGCAAACUUCUGGAGAAUAUGAACAUGACAUUUGGGAAGUGAUUUGCAGACAUAGUAUCAAGUUUCAGUUUAUGCAUCAGACAAAAUAACAUAGAAAAGCUAAAAUGGAGACAUUUACAUUGCAUGAUAUGCUCAAAAACUCCACUAAUCUUUAUAAGAUAUUAUGUGACUUUGGAAUCAAGAAUGUGUCGGAGUGCGACGAUGAAAGCCAGACGCGGCCGGAACCGAAAGAUUUGAACCAGACGGUGCGCAUCUUCCUCUACUGCCUCAUCUUCCUGGUCAGCGUGCUGGGUAACAGCCUGAUCAUCGCUGUGCUGGUGAGGAACCGCCACAUGCGCACAGUCACCAACCUGUUCCUGCUCUCCCUGGCCGCCAGCGACCUGAUGCUCUGCCUCUUCUGCAUGCCCUUCACCCUCAUCCCCAACCUCAUGAGGGACUUUGUGUUCGGCUCGGGCAUCUGCAAGGUGGCCAUGUACUUCAUGGGUAUCUCGGUGAGUGUCUCUACCUUCAACCUGGUGGCCAUUUCUCUGGAGCGCUACAGUGCAAUCUGCAACCCCUUGACCUCCCGUACCUGGCAAACCAAGUCCCACGCUGCCAAGGUCAUCUCUGCCACCUGGGUGGUGAGCUUCCUGCUCAUGCUGCCCUACCCCAUCUCCAGCACUCUGGUGCCCUUCACCCGGGUCAACAACAGCACAGGCAACAUGUGCCGCCUGGUCUGGCCCAGUGAUGUCAUCCAGCAGUCCUGGUACGUGUCCCUGCUGCUGCUCCUCUUCCUGGUCCCUGGGGUCGUGAUGAUGACAGCCUACGGGCUCAUCUCCCUUGAGCUCUACAGGGGCAUUAAGUUUGAGAUGACCAACAGGAAGUCCAGCAGAGACAGACAGUGCAGCACGGGCAGCAUCAAACCCGGCGACAACGACGGCUGCUACCUCCAGCCUGCCAAGAAGGGCGAGCUUGCCCACCUCCAGAGCCCUCUGUCGACCCACAGCCCUAACGUGACCAUCAAAAUCAGAGACAGCACGGGCAGCGCUAAGUCCACGCUGAGCCGUGUGUGCAGCAACAGCUCCACCUCUAACCUGAUGGCUAAGAAGCGCGUGAUCCGCAUGCUCCUGGUCAUCGUCUGUCUCUUCUUGCUCUGCUGGACACCCGUGUUUGCAGCUAAUGCCUGGAGGGCCUUCGACCGCCGCUCUGCCGACAAGCUCCUCUCGGGGGCGCCGAUAUCCUUCAUCCACCUGUUGUCGUACACAUCGGCUUGUGUCAACCCCAUUAUAUACUGCUUCAUGAAUAACCGUUUCCGCCAAGGGAUUCUGUCCACCUUCACCUGCUGUAGCUGCCCCAAGGGCAGGGGGUCAGGAGGGGGGGCUGGGAGUAGGAUCGGGACGGGGACGAGGAGAGGGGGAGGAAGAGGAGGGAUGAGGAGCGGAGAGAACGGGCACACGCCAUCCAGUGGUAAUAGCACGCGCUUCACAUACAGUAGUAUCCGUGGCUCCGCUCAGGCUUAGCCUCCUUUGUCAUCAUCGACCAGUCAGAAGUAGGUAGUGGUCAUGAAGGCGGGGUGGCCUGUCCAAAGUGUCCCCCCCCCCCCACCCACCCACUGUACUAUGAGAUUUUGGUCUCUGUUAAGGUCAUGCCUUCUUUCCACUUCAAAGUCCCCGUGCCUGUGAGAGUGGACAUGUACACUGAGUAUACAAACCAUUAGGAACACCUGCCUUUUCCAUAACCCAGGUGAAAGCUAUGAUCCCUUAUUCAAUGUCACCUGUUAAAUCUACUCCAAUCAGUGUAGAUGAAGUGGAAAAGGCAGGUUAAAUAAUCAUUUUUAAGCCUUGAGACAUGGAUUGUGGCUGCAUCACAUCCGGCCGUGAUUCGGAGUCCAUAGGGCGGCGCAUAAUUGGCUGAGCGUCCUCCGGGUUUGGAAGGGUUAGGCCGUCAAUGUAAAUAAGAAUUUGUUCUUAACCGACUUGCCUAGUUAAAUAAAAGGUUACAGUCCUUUGAAUGGGGCAUGGUAGUAUGGUAGUUUCAUGCUCAACAGUUUCCCUUGUGUAUCAAGACUGGUCCACCACCAAAAGGACAUCCAGCCAACUUCACACAACUGUGAGAAGAAUCCCUUGGGAACGCUUUUGACACCUUGUAGAGUCCAUGCCCAGACGAAUUGAGGCUGUCCUGAGUGGAGAUGUGGGUGCAACCCAAUAUUAGGAAGGUUAUCCUCAUGUUUUUUUUACACCCCGUGUAUGUAUUGAGUGGAUCCCAGUGAAAGAGUCGAUGAUAAUAUUGGCGCCAUUGCGAAGACAGGAUAAUCGAACCAUAGCAUGUUGACUUCAUGAAACUGAGAAAAUCAGCCAGAGUUUUUAACAAGGAGAUGAUGAUAUGACUUUAAAAGAACUAACGGUAAACAAACUAUAAAAGACUGAGGAAUGGUGGCACCUGAUUAAACCUCUGGCGUAUACAGUACCACCCUAUAUGCUGCAUUCACAGGGACCGUGAGAGGACAUGGCUUGGUCACGUCUACGGCAAAGAAGUUUACAUUCAGUACCCCCCCCCAUACCCAUAACUUCCCAUACCUCUGUGACCUCCUCCAGUGCAACAAAUGUGUAAACACUUCCUGACUUAAAUCACUGCCAUUCCAGGCAGUUGCGCAUUAUUUUGUGUCCUAGCCUUGUAGCACAGUGCCACGCUCUAAAACAAGUCAUUAGCGUACAUUAGCGUGUUUUCUCUUUCUUGACCCAGUCAGCGUGCUUUUUCAUCGUUGUGCCACAUGUAGUACUGUGGGUGACAUGACUCGUCGCCUUAUCGAGGUGUGGGACUGUGCACCUGUCUGUUCCCCUACUUCAAAGAGAUGUUUCCCGGCACUACCUGUCAAUCACACCCCACCUGGUCUCUGUUGACUUGGGUUGUAAAAUAUACUGCAGCGCAAAUGUAACAUACUGUGACGUUUUCUUUUUUACCUUGUUUUCUUGCAGCAUUAAAUCAAUUUGAAUUGUA